AUGGCUGUCUCCAAAUUUCCAAUGCCAGUGUUUCUCUUUUCCCAUGGCACGCCCAUGAUGCUCGGUGAAGACAGCAAUUCCCGAGUCAUAUGGGAGCAGGUUGGAGCUGAGGCGCGGAAACGCGGCGUCAAGCGCAUUGUUAUAAUGGGCGCGCAUUGGAUCUGCGGCGGUGAAGGCGUGGAAGUCAACAUGAAUCCUAAUGGCAAAAAACAUCCCGUUGGAGGUGUCACUGAUGCUCGUUGGCUUCCCUACAAGCUCACCGCCGACAUUGAAGGCGGUGAGCGUGUCAUCCAGAUGCUUCGCGAUGCGGGCAUCAAAGCCACGCCAAACUACAAGUGGGAUUGGAUUCAUGACAGUUUUAACGUGCUCAUCCGCAUGUUUCCCAAUCACGUGCCUCCUCCGACAGUAGUGAUUUCAUGCAACGGUUUCUUCGACCCUCAAUUCCACGGUAAGGUCGGCGCUGCGUUACGCCCUCUUCGCUAUGAGGAUACCCUCAUUAUUGGCAGCGCAGGAACUGUUCAUAACCUCUACCGGGCGCAUUGGUGGGAGCUUAUGAUAUAUACGGACAACCUCGCUAUGAAGCGUCCGCCUGAGGACUGGGCCAUGCAGUUCCGCCAGCUGAUGGAAGACGCUGUGCUCAACAACCGAGGGCCGCAUCUUCGACGCGCACUGGCACGGUUGAUGAAGCAUCCGCGAUUCCGAGAUGCACACGGAACAGAUGAUCACUUUGUGGCAAAUAUUUUUGCCGCGGGGGCAGCAGGUGCUCUCGAGGAUCUGGAUAGUGAGAAUGAGAAGCUGGGUGAGGCAGACUGGGAGCUUGGAAACUUGGCGAGCCAGCAGUAUCAGCUUGGUAAAUGGGAGUGA
Messenger RNA from Fusarium tjaetaba, 864 nucleotides. RefSeq names its product dioxygenase. The coding region runs from base 1 to 864 and encodes 287 amino acids. The transcript has 3 exons. The record is from RefSeq and is a predicted model, not a curated record. Lineage: Eukaryota; Fungi; Ascomycota; Sordariomycetes; Hypocreales; Nectriaceae. Gene Ontology annotation, molecular function: ferrous iron binding; oxidoreductase activity, acting on single donors with incorporation of molecular oxygen; zinc ion binding.